Molecule: messenger RNA, 813 nt
Organism: Aspergillus nomiae NRRL 13137
Lineage: Eukaryota; Fungi; Ascomycota; Eurotiomycetes; Eurotiales; Aspergillaceae
Product: putative alanine--tRNA ligase
Exons: 1
Coding region: 1-813 (270 amino acids)
Biological process (GO): alanyl-tRNA aminoacylation; regulation of translational fidelity
Molecular function (GO): nucleic acid binding; Ser-tRNA(Ala) deacylase activity; alanine-tRNA ligase activity
Source: RefSeq, a predicted model, not a curated record
AUGGCCGCGUCUAGCCGGACGUUCCUCGCCUACCAGCACGACUGGAACCUGCUCUCCCUUGACACACCUGUCACAAAAAUCUAUGGCUUCAAUGACCUAGAGGAUCCCAACCGCCAACUAUUCCCCGCGGGAAAUGAUGAUGACCAUGUCAUCGUCACAGAAAAGACAAUCUUCCACCCCCAAGGAGGCGGCCAGCCGUCCGACGUGGGCACAAUGACAGGACCCGCAGGAACCACGUUUACGGUGACCGCUGUGCGCAUGGAUGCGACCGGACAAGGUCAGGUCCUACACCUCGGCCGAUUCCGCGACGGUUCGUCGCACAUGUUUACGCAGGGCGAGACGGUCCGACAAGAAGUCGACGCCGAAAAGCGCCUGCUGCAUUCGCGGCUUCACACCGCCGGCCAUGUCCUUGGUGCUGCGGUGAGGCAUCUUCUGGAGAAGGAGGUUAAGGACUUUGAUGAAUUAAAAGCGUCGCAUUUUCCGGGCUCGGCUUCCUGUGAAUUUCAAGGUCUGAUCGAAGGGAAGUGGAAAGAGCCGAUCCAGAAACGGGUAGAUGAAUAUAUCGCCGACAAGCGACCGGUCCAGGUUGAGUGGUGGGAUGAAGCCAUGUUUCGGGAAAAGGGUCUCGAACGAUUGAUUCCCGAUCGGAGCCUGAUGCCCGGGGAGAAGUUCCGCGUGGUUAACAUUGUUGGAACCGAGGUUUAUCCCUGUGGAGGAACACAUGUCGAUACUACAGAUCGGUGUGGACCGACUAGCGUUAAGAAGAUCUCGAGAAAGUCGGGCAACUCUCGUGUUAGUUACGUCGUGAAUUGA